Molecule: messenger RNA, 1095 nt
Organism: Lithohypha guttulata
Lineage: Eukaryota; Fungi; Ascomycota; Eurotiomycetes; Chaetothyriales; Trichomeriaceae
Exons: 1
Coding region: 1-1095 (364 amino acids)
Source: RefSeq, a predicted model, not a curated record
AUGCCUGCGGUAUUGUUACCUGCGUCUGCGCAGGCUUUCGCUGCUCGAGGAACUGUCAACGUUGUAUUAAGCAACAAGGUAGAGCCCUGGCUCACUGCCACACUCAAGAGAAUCAACAAGAUCAAACGACCAUUGAACAGCGUCCCUCAACACACAAGAUGUCUCACAGAAACACUAUCGUCGACGAAUGCUAUAUGGUCGUUAUGUUCAAUCAUGGUACCGAAGGCGCCCGAAACAGAAUUGCGAAAGGACUCUAACCCUUUGGUGGAAGCCAUCUUCAACUACCAAAUGCUCCAAAUAGAAGCCUACGUCGUACAUGUCGAUAUGGUCUCGCGAAAUGAAGUAGCAUUUAAGUUGACACAGGAUACGAUAGACGCCUUGGUAGAGUACCACAAAGAGAUCUUCUCCAUUGACACAUCAGCCAACACGUGGGCAUGGCCUGACAAGGACACCCAACUCAAGAAGUUACAGGAAGAGUUCGUACAGGCUGCGAACAAAUUCGUGUAUCGAACGAGUGCCCUGGCGCUAGAAGGACUUGAAGAAGAUGGUGCAGGCGAACUCCUUUGUGGUCGAGGCGAUGAGGUCAGGAACCAGAUUACUGGGCUCUUUGUGCCAUUACUGCCUCCACCACCCAAGCCAGUCGUCGAGAUCAUUCGCCCUGCUCCCAUACUGCCGAGCUCUACCAUCGCUGAAACCUGGUGGCCUUCCCAACAUAUCUCGGCUGUGCAGCCUCCAUCUAUUGACACAUGGAGGAUUGUUCCUUCAAGCCCGAGUCCAGUCUCGUCUUGUCACUCACACAACGGUUACUACACCGAAGUAGGCAUGCCUGACAUGCACCAUCUACCCUCACCUACUCCGUCUUACUCAGCACCUUCGUACGACAGCACGCCUUAUUCGUCCGCUGCUUACACCUCAUCGACAUACUAUACCUCGUCGCCUGCAUGGUCAGCGCCGACGCCAGUUACUACGAUGUCGAUGUCGUCCUUACCUCUUCCGAGUAUGCUUGCUUCGCAGCCUUGCGGAACUUCUGCAAACAUGAACUUCGGAUGGGACAGGUAUAACGAGUACAUGAUGCCGUAUGCGACAGCAAUGUGA